This is a messenger RNA of Megalops cyprinoides (Indo-Pacific tarpon), 2570 nucleotides long. RefSeq names its product zinc finger protein 148-like. Gene Ontology annotation, molecular function: RNA polymerase II cis-regulatory region sequence-specific DNA binding; DNA-binding transcription factor activity, RNA polymerase II-specific. The transcript is spliced from 7 exons. Gene Ontology annotation, biological process: regulation of transcription by RNA polymerase II. Gene Ontology annotation, cellular component: nucleus. NCBI's taxonomy places the organism in Eukaryota, Metazoa, Chordata, Actinopteri, Elopiformes, Megalopidae. The coding region runs from base 92 to 2524 and encodes 810 amino acids. The record is from RefSeq and is a predicted model, not a curated record.
CAGAAACUUUUGCAGACCAUGACAGCAGUGCAGCUUCCUCAAUAGUUCAUACCCCUGAACCGGUCCUUGGCUGCUCGUGCCAGCAGAGAGGAUGAGCAUGGAGGAGAAGCUGGAGGGGAUGCUGCUAAAGUGCAGUGGAGUGGUGGGGCUGCACCCCUCCUCCAGGGUCCUGGGGACCCCGGGUGGGGAUGGGAGGCGGGUGGUAGGAGCAGCGUCGGAAUCGCUUGUGGAGUUGAGCCUGGGCGAGAGGGCGCUGACCCACCACGCGCUGCUGGUGGGAGAUGACGAGGAUGAGGACGACAGGGAGGAGGGCGUCCUGGCCCCGCACCACCUUGUCACCCAGGAUGAGCUGAUGGUCCAGGAGGAGACGGUGAGGAACGACACGGAGGAGGGGCCAGAGGCAGAGCUCCAGCAGGGUCUUCCCCACAGGCUGUCAUACCCCCUCCAUCUGCCCGUUAACGUCAAACAGGAGCUCAAACUGUCGGACGUAGCGAUGGGGAUGAAGAAGGAGAGAAGGCCGGCGAGAGACCUCUCUGACUGUCUCAAGAAGAAGAAGAGAAAACAGCGCUCUCCUGCGAAGAUCCUCACCAUUAAUGAAGAUGGGUCGCUUGGCCUGCAGAGCUCCAAGUCUCAUGUGUGUGAACACUGCAGCGCUGCCUUCCGAACCAACUACCACCUGCAGAGGCAUGUCUUCAUCCAUACCGGUGAGAAGCCCUUCCAGUGUGCCCAGUGUGAUAUGCGUUUUAUCCAGAAGUACCUUCUGCAACGGCAUGAGAAGAUCCACACAGGUGAGAAGCCUUUCCGCUGUGAUGAGUGCGGGAUGAGGUUCAUCCAGAAGUACCACAUGCAGAGGCACAAGAGAACACACAGCGGGGAGAAGCCCUAUCAGUGUGACUACUGCCACCAGUACUUUUCCAGAACUGACCGGGUUCUGAAGCACAAGCGCAUGUGCCAUGAGAACAGGGACCGGAAAGCCAACAGGGCCACCUCCAAAGAGGCCCUUCCAAGCGGUGACAAUGACCUGGGCUCCCCUUUCGCCCCAAGAGAGAACUCUGCGCACCCGCCGAAAAAGAAGCGCCAGCGGGCCAGCGAGAAGACCCGCCCCACCUUGGAGAAGGGUGGCGAGGAGAGAGGGGAGCUGCGGCCGCGCAAGCCGGAGUGCCCUCCCCUCUUCACCGCGGUAGCUGCUGCCCCCUCCAAGGUGAAAGACGAGUAUGUGGUGGCGGAGUACUCAGUGGAACUGCCAGAGCCUCCACUGGGUGGGGCGCUUCGGGGGCCAGGGCCCUCAGAGCUGGCCCACCCCCCCAAGCUGGUCCUGAAGAAGGUGACUUGCAAGCGGAGUGGGAGGCCGAGGGCAGAGCCACCCCCGGACCUGUCCCCGCUGUCCGGCUUCGAGGAUGGCAAGGCGGCUGGGUACCCCUACGAGCUGGUCGAGAAGCAGGGCCUGCUGGACGCGGAGGCGCAUGCAAGCCUAGACCCUGCUGACGGCCUGCAAGGCGGGCCAAGCAAGCCCGCUGCGGUGGCGAGCAGCACCAACUACGAGGACGCUGUGCAGUUCUUGAAGAAGAAGCGCUACCUGCAGGCAGCCACCGCCCCCACCGGCACGCGCGACUACGCCCUGAGUGUAGGAUCAGCGGCCUCGCAGCCCGCUGUCACCCAGGCUGCCGUGGCCAGUGUCAUGGAGGAUGCUGUCCCUGCCGCCAUCCUGGACGGCCAGGCGCUGAGUGUGGAAAUCAAGCCCAGCCAUGACCGUGGCGUCCUGCCCGAUGAGGUUCUCCAGACCCUGUUGGACCACUACUCCAACAAGGCCAAUGGCCAGCCGGAGAUCUCCUUUGGGGUGGCUGACGCCGAGGUGACGUCCAGCUUGUCCAUCAAUUCAUCUGAUGUUUCGGAGGCCGGGCAGGCGGAGGGGCUUGGGGCAGGCUCACAGGCAGCCCCUGCGGAGAAGGCCAGCAUGCUGCAGGAGUACUCCAAGUUCCUCCAGCAGGCACUGGAGAGGACCAGCCAAAACGACAGCUUCCUGGGCAGCCAGAGCCUGGCCUUCGUGACAGAGGGCCAGCCACUGUUCGCCACGGCAGACAAGCCGUACGCUUCAGCCAGCCGCUUCCGGGCAGGGCUGAGCUCGCCUCUGCGGUCACCCUUGGACAAGUCGCACUUUGGCCUGCUCGUAGGAGAUGCCCAGCAACCAUUCUCCUUCUCGGGAGACGAGACAAACCCCUCCUCCGUGUCGCCCACGGAGGACUUCCUGGAGCAGGUAACGUCGGCGAAAAAGGCCGAAGCUGCCACCAUCGCCGUCGCCCACCCAGCAUUUCAGAUAAGCGGGUUCGAGCAGAACUUCCGGUCCCCCCUUCAGGCCUCGCGGUCCGGGAUCUCUGCCCAGCUGAGCGUUGUGAAUGGGCAACUGAGCCUGCGGGGCCAGGCAGCCAGCACAGACUUCCCAGAAUUCUCCUUGGUCGGCGUGACCGAGUCCAGAACUCAACUGACCUCAUCCCCGGACACCACCAGUAGCCAAACAUUUGGCUGAAGGACACAAAGUCUAUUCUUAUGAUCCUUUGAAAGGCACUUUAUAU